Messenger RNA from Sinocyclocheilus rhinocerous, 1032 nucleotides. RefSeq names its product thiamine-triphosphatase-like. Gene Ontology annotation, biological process: thiamine diphosphate metabolic process; thiamine metabolic process; dephosphorylation. NCBI's taxonomy places the organism in Eukaryota, Metazoa, Chordata, Actinopteri, Cypriniformes, Cyprinidae. The transcript has 5 exons. Gene Ontology annotation, molecular function: magnesium ion binding; thiamine triphosphate phosphatase activity. The record is from RefSeq and is a predicted model, not a curated record. The coding region runs from base 74 to 784 and encodes 236 amino acids.
GCCUGAACGGAAAAGCUGCACAGGACCCCGAUUCCGCGUCUGUCCUCAUUACACUACUGAUUGAUCAAACAAAAUGACUGUAGAAGUUGAGAGAAAAUUCGUUUGUGAUGCAGAAAUUAUGUGGAAACUACAAGAUAUUGGAGCUAAAUGCAUUGGUCAGUGGCAGUUCCGAGACCAGUACUUUGACUCGCCAGAUUUCAUCCUCACGCUAAAAGAUUUCUGGCUGAGAUGCCGAGAGGGAUUGUGGGAGUUGAAAUGCCCUGCAGUUUCAGGAACUACACCUGACAAUGACACCGAGACCCUUUGUACAAGAUACAGAGAGAUAACCAGUCUCCCUCUGAUUCAAUCAGAAGUCAGCAGGAUAAUCAGGGAACACACCGCUGAAGGGAGUGAAUCAAAUUCCUCACAAAGGGAACAAAUUGACAAAGUCGCAGAAAAUGAGGACACAGAGAUCUGUUCAGCAGAUGACACAAAGUGGCUGAAUGACCUCAAUCUGGUCUGUUUUGCUGAGUUCAAGACCGAGCGCUGCUCUUACACACUAGAGAGGGAGGCCGGUGCAGUGCGGGUGGAUCUGGACCAGGCUGAUUUCGGAUAUUGUGUGGGAGAGAUUGAGGUUCUGGUGCCUGAAGGAGGUGACAUAAAUGCAGCUCUGCAGAGGAUUACAGGCACUGCUGUAGAACUGGGUUUAAGCUGUCAGAAGAAAGUAAAGGGGAAAAUGGAUGUUUACCUUCAAAGUAAUGAAAGGAACCUAUUGUUCAAGGUUGACAGGAUACAAUUAAAGUGACAAUUAAAUUAUUUCAGAGGAACCUUCAGAUGGGAACCGCGUGACAGAGGGAGACAGAGGUGUAUUUUUCACAUCAAAACUAUUGGAGGCCUUGUAAUUUUUGCUAAAAAAGCUUUAGUUUAUCUGCUUACAAUCCCACAUGAAUUCAUUCACAUUCAAGUUCUCACAGUCUCACAAACCCCCCUUUCUCUGUUUCUGAACAAUCAGUGACCUUCUUGUCAUCUAUUACACUUACACAGGUGAUCAAA